Sphaeroforma arctica JP610 is the source of this 2813-nucleotide messenger RNA. RefSeq lists its product as hypothetical. Lineage: Eukaryota; Ichthyosporea; Ichthyophonida. Gene Ontology annotation, molecular function: protein-macromolecule adaptor activity. Gene Ontology annotation, biological process: vesicle-mediated transport; intracellular protein transport; organelle fusion. The record is from RefSeq and is a predicted model, not a curated record. The transcript has 15 exons. Gene Ontology annotation, cellular component: endosome; HOPS complex. Bases 120 to 2813 code for a protein of 897 amino acids.
AGUCGGAUCUUCAGGUACUGAAGAAUUCGUCGCAGUCUGAGUUGUUAGAGGAGCACGAGCAGGCACCGUUGAUCACACUCGCGUCAGUAGAGUACCGCCCCCCGGCACCGAUAGUGACCAUGGUGGUUAUGAAUGAGGUUGUGAUUAUGGCCCUGAAGAACAACCAUGUGAUCAGAAUCGAUCUGCGCAACCCCAACAAGAUUGAAGAUAUCGAGUUGUCGAUCAAAUCAUCGGAUACCGUGCACCGAUUGUUCUUGGACGAGAGUGGGCAGCAUCUAUUGAUAGCACUGGUCUCAGCGGACACACUCUACCUACAUAGCUCUGCGCACAAGACCAAGCCCGUGACGAAACUCAAGGGACAUUUGGUGGAAGCUGUAGCGUUUGAUAAGCACUACACGGAUGCACAAUCCAGUGGCAGUGGCAAUCCGUCUACCAAGAUACACAAUGGCGUGCAGGCACUCAUAGCCACUUCCAAAGGCCAUGUAUACGAGAGUGAGAUAGAGGCCGUGGAGGCAAGGUUCUUCCAGGGCAACUCGGUGGACAAGUACAUGCGACUGGUGCACAUGGUCCCUAAUGAGGAGUGCAUUAAGGGCCUUAUGUUGUCCGCGUUUGCUGAUGAAUCGCAGCCCGCGCUUAUAACACCCAAAUCCAGCUCGGGUAGCCACAGCGGUGCAGAGGACGUAAAGUAUCUGCUGGUGGUCACCACCGCAAACAGAAUGUACGAGUUCAUUGGGUACAAACGCACAGACGCGCCCAUCUGGAAACGGCUGUUUAUGGAGGAAGACGGGGGCCUUCUGAAAGGCCUAGGGACCAGUCUUGCGCAUGGUUCGCGAGGUACCGGAUCAAUCAGUCGUGGGCCACACACUGUUGAAGCUAAACAUUUGGUGAAGUCUUUACAGACAGAUCAGCCUACAACAGUGUCAUCACCUAAACAGACAAAGGAUGGCGUCAAAUCGCCUACAAAAACGCGGAUGCCGCCGAGUUUAGACCGACUGAUAGUAGAGAGUGCGAGUGCCUCCAGCCUGACCGAAGCUUCUGGGUCGUCAUCGCCCAAGCGAGGCUCAACGAGUACCACACCGUCUAGCUCGCGCCAGAACGCCAACAAAUACAAUGUAUCGUCGCUGUUGGUGCACUACAAGUACAGUGGAGUGCCCACUUCGCUGGCCUGGGUGUCAGCCAGGAGUGUGUAUCUGGCGAAUGUCGUGUUCGGCACGCAUUCUAUGGGCGAGAGUGUGUGUGGGAGUGACGCUGCGGUCAUUGCGCUUGACCACAAACGCGAGCCCGCGGAGCGCCGCAACACCAGCGCUUCACCACGCAUCACCCGCACCAUCCCGUCCAGCUUUGCACUGACUGAGUUCCAUGUGAUCCGGUUGGACUCGGACAACCGCGUGACCGUCUACUGUGUGCUGGAUCAGGAAGUAGUCUACACCACAACCUACGCCCAGAGCGAGUAUGGGCGCCUGACCGGGCUUACACGCGAUGUAGAGAAGGACACCAUAUGGGUGUUUGGGCCGGAUGGCAUACACGAGCUGUUGUUCAACGAUGAGACACGGAGUGUGUGGAAGAUAUACCUUGCGCGCAACCAAUUCGCCACGGCUCUGGAAUACAGUCGGGACAAGCCGGAGAUCACAGAUUACAUCCACAGCCAACAAGGCAACUACUACUUUGAUCAGUGCAAGUACAUACUUGCGGCUCAGAGCUAUGCCAAAAGCAGCCAUGUGGCGCUGGAGGAGAUUGCGCUCAAGCUCAUGGAUAUCGAUCAGUACGAGGCUUUGCAGGAGUACAUCAGCCGACGGCUCGACAAUCUCAAGCCAGACCAGAAAGCCCAGGCUACCAUGCUAACCAUGUGGUUAAUCGAACUGUAUCUGAGUCAGCUCGAUCGGUGUGUUGACCGCGGCGACGACGACACCCAAUUGCAAAGUCAGCUGAGACAAUUUCUAACGAAACCAGUUGUGAAGCAGAACCUCAGCGCGAACCACACCGCAGUGUAUAAUCUCAUCUGCAGCCAUGGCCGCAUUGAGGACGGUGUCUUCUAUGCCAAUCACAUGGGAGACUACGAGCGGGUGGUCAGUCACCACAUCGCGUGUCAUGACUACGAGGCCGCUCUAGAGGUACUCGCGCUACAGUCCAAUCUAUCACUGUACUACAACUUCUCGUCGCAACUGCUGAUGAACGCACCCCAAUUAGCUGUUGAUUCAUGGCUAAAACAACCAAAGCUAGACCCACGCAGACUCGUUCCGGCAGUGGCUAUAUAUACCAAGAAAUACCCAAAUAUUUCCAUACAGGAAAAUCAAGCCCUGCGGUAUCUGGAGAAGGUGAUCACUGAGCUUGGCGUGCAGGAUCCUGCCAUUCAGAACUGCUUAAUAUCGGUCUACGUAAGCUACAACGCCGAUGAGAAGCUCAUUGACUUUCUACAGACGUCCUCGGGUUAUGAUCGGCAGUAUGUGCUGCGUCUGUGCUUUGAGAGUAACAAACUGCAUGCGUGUGUGGAGAUCUACAAGCAGAUGGGCUUGUAUGAAGAAGCUGUCACGCUCGCGCUAAAGGUGGACGUGGAGUUGGCGAAGGACAUCACCGAAUUGCCGGACGAGGACGAUGAGUCUCUGCGGAAGCGCCUGUGGCUAAAAAUAGCUCACCACGUGAUCGAAGAGGACCACAACAUCGAGCGCGCCAUGAAGCUACUGGAAGAGCAGAGUGAUCUGGUUAAGAUAGAAGACAUCCUGCCCUUCUUUCCCGAGUUUGUUAAGAUCGAUCACUUUAAGGUAGGGUUAUACUUGUUCUGUGAACACACUGGUUUUGGUGUAGGCCUUGCCUGA